AUGAUACGUUUCUCUAUCUCUGUGUUUGUGUUUGCUAUUCUUCUUUCAAUAUGCUCCUCUACAAACAAAGUUGUGGACGUGGAUGCUAUUUGCAAACAAACAAAGGAUCCUUCAUUUUGUUCAAAUCUUCUGAAUUCGAAGCCUGGAGGUGUCGGCCAAGAUCUUGUCAGCCUUGUACAAUACACCCUUGAUGUCGCUCUUUCCAACACGACCAACACCGUCCACUUAAUCGAAGUUUUAAUCGCACAAAACGGCAGUGAUGUUGAGGCACAAUUUCACUACAACGUAUGUUACCGUCGUUUUGUGAGUGUUAUUGGUGGGAUUGUGAAUGCUCGAGAAAGCUUGAAGUUGAGAGAUUAUUACAAUGCGAUUAGUUCUGUAAGUUAUAUAAGACUGAUGAUUGAUUAUUGUCUCAAGGCAAGUGGUCCUGGUGAACCUCCUUAUCAUGGUAACCCUAUGGUGCCAAAAUAUGCUGAUGUCGUCGAUCAAGUUGCUAUUAUAAUGGAUUUUAUUUUAAGAAAAAUUUGUGAUGAUAAAAGUCAUUAUAAUUUGUGUUUCUUUACAACCUCAACUAAAUGGGUUAUUGAUCCAUCUAAAUACUAUAGAUGA
Messenger RNA from Vicia villosa (hairy vetch), 609 nucleotides. Its product is annotated as pectinesterase inhibitor-like. NCBI's taxonomy places the organism in Eukaryota, Viridiplantae, Streptophyta, Magnoliopsida, Fabales, Fabaceae. Bases 1 to 609 code for a protein of 202 amino acids. Gene Ontology annotation, molecular function: pectinesterase inhibitor activity. Gene Ontology annotation, biological process: negative regulation of catalytic activity. The transcript has a single exon. The record is from RefSeq and is a predicted model, not a curated record.